Notolabrus celidotus (New Zealand spotty) is the source of this 3609-nucleotide messenger RNA. RefSeq names its product hyaluronan-mediated motility receptor (RHAMM) (gene hmmr). The transcript is spliced from 20 exons. Gene Ontology annotation, molecular function: hyaluronic acid binding. The coding region runs from base 113 to 3178 and encodes 1021 amino acids. The record is from RefSeq and is a predicted model, not a curated record. Gene Ontology annotation, cellular component: membrane. Lineage: Eukaryota; Metazoa; Chordata; Actinopteri; Labriformes; Labridae.
GUUUUUUUGAAAUUUCAGCGGUGAAGCGUUUGUUGUUGUGUCACAGGGAGCUGCGCUGCAGCCUUAUCACUACUGUUUGAUUUAAACAUUAUUCUCAUACUGAGGACUAAAAAUGUCUUUUUCAAGAGCUCCUUUGAAAAGGUUCAACGAGCACCUGGGUUGUGCCCCUGCUCCGGGAUCCUAUGAGGUUAAAUCUGGAGACCUGAAGGGAGCUGCUUCCUUCGACAAGACUGAUCGGUUCAAACUCCUGAAAGCAGCUGCUCUGCCUCCACCAUCACCCUCCAAAGCGUUCGUGUCACCUGUUCGCAGGACUAUGUCAGUUGAUGGUCUUGUUGAAGGUUCAAGUGUGAAGAAGGAAAAGAAUCUCAUGACUCUGGAAAGAAAGCAACAGAAACUCUUGGAGAAAGAGAUAAGAUCCCUGGUUCAACAGCGAGGGGAGCAAGAUCGUCGCUUGCUGGCUCUGGAAGAAGAUCUGAAGAAGGUGGAGGCAAAGCUUCUGGCUGCGGUCAGAGAGAAGACAGGCCUCGCUGCUAAUGUUACCACUCUUGAACGACAGCGGACUGAGCUCAAGAAAGUCAAUGAGUUCCUAAAGAACAAGGUGUCUGCAGACACUACAAAAAAGAGAAUACACUCUCUCUCAAUGGACUUAAUGGAGGCCAGGAACACUCUGGAUGCAAAGAACAAGGAGUUGAGUGUGCUGCAUAUCAACACUGAAGGCCAACUUAAGAUGCUCGAAACUGACCUCCAAGCUGCCCGAGCUACUGUCAGUGCACUAAAAGACAGGAAUAAAGACCUGGAGGAACUUCAUCAAGUGACCAAAACCCAGAAUGAAGAGCUGGAGAAUGAGAAUGCCAGGCUGCACAUUGUGAUACGGGAGCUGAGGGAGGAGAUCAAAGUUGUGCAGGAAUACCUAGAUAUAGCUAAUGACGAUAUCCAGGAUCUCCGCUUACAGCUGAAAGAGCAGACCCAGGAGAACACUGUUGCUGGUUCCCAGAUGGAGAAAGUGAAACAACUAGAGACGGAACUAGACCAGCGCACAACUGAAUUAAAAACUACUCAAGAUGAGCUGACACAUAAAGAAGAGGAAGCACAGAAAUUCCAGCAGGAGCUGCAGACUUCAAAAGAUGCUUUAGUGGAGGUAGAGAAGAGGUUGGAGAACCAGCAGCUGGAGCUUAAGUCUUCACAAAAGUCAGUGAGUGACAUGGAGGAGCAAAUGAAGUCAUCCAGCCAAGAUGUUCAAGAGUUCCAAGCAACUGUUCGGCAGCAGGAGGCAGAGCUCGCAAGGCUGAGGGAGGUGCUCAGAAGGACGGAGAAGGAGCUGGAUGAGAGAGUGGCACAUCUUGAACAGAGGUGUCUGUUCUCUGAGGAGGAGAGAAGCAAGACUCAGGAGCAGGGGCUGAGGAGAGUGGAGGAACUCAAAUCAGAGCUGAAUUUGCUAAAGGAGGCUAAAAGAGACGAGAGCAGCCGACUGAUUCAGCUUGAGCAAGAACACGCUGCUCUUACUCAGGAACUGACAAAAGAGAAGGCACUUGUUGACUCCCUGACUGUGCUGGUGGAGCAGGAGCGGGAGGAGUCUGAGGAGCGGUUCAGACAGCUGAAGGAGGAGAUGGAGGAGGUGCUUGGAGAGCUUGCUGUCUUGGAGGAGCAGGACGGGGGGAGGCUGGAGGCUUUACAGAGGCUGCAGGAGGAAAAAGAAGAGCUACAGAGACAGCUGGGUGAGAUCCAGGCAAUGUCUGAGAGUAAGAGCAUCGAUGUGACGACUCUAAAAGAGGAACACUCGGCAGCAAAGAGGGAACUCCAAGAAUCACUCACAAACUCCCUGAGCAAGAUGGCAGACAUUGUCACAGAGCUGGAAAGCACGAAAGAGGCUCUGAAAGAAGCAGAGGGAAGACGGAGAGAACUGGAGGCCGAAGUGGACAGAGUGACCGACCAGAUGAAGGAGGAGAUGGCUAAAGUGGUUCAACAGAAAGACGGGGAGCUGAGCAGAGUGAAGGAGGGGUUAGAAGAGCACCAGGAGAAGCAGUUAGCUGAAGCGAAAGCUCGGGAGGAGAAUUCAAGACUGCUGCUGGAGGUGCAGACUUCCCUCGCACAAAAAGAAGAGGAGAUGAAGGUAAUGGAGACGAGCCACGCUGCUCUGAUCAGUGAUCUACAACUGCAGACAGAAGAGAGAGAGGAGGCAGUGAAGCAGCUUGAGUUACAGAAAGGUCAGAGUGUGAAAGCCCAGGAACUGCUGGAGAAGGUCAGCCAGGAAAAAGAGGGAAUAAUGAAACAGCUCCAAGGAGAAAGAGGAGAGAAAGUUAACAUCCAGACAGCCCUUCAGGAGGACAGGGGAGCAUUGGAUGUUGAAAGGAAAAACCACGACCAGGUCCGGUCAGAGGUGCUUAGACUGCAGACAGAGCUCUUAAAAGUAGACGAAAAGAGGAAAAAUCUUCUGUCUGAAGUAGAAGUCAAAGAACAGUCCAGGCUUGCUCUGGAAAAUCAGCUAAACACAGCAGAGCAGGAUAGAAAUCGCCUCCAGUCUCGCCUGGAUGAGGUCGAACAAGGCGGCGUGAGCUUCCAGGCCCAAUUAGAGCUUACAGAGGAGAAGAUGCAGGCUCUUCAGCACGACUUGGAAGAACAGCAACAUGACAGACGGGCUCUGCAGGAGCAGGUAGAAGUACUGUCUCAGGAAAAGGUUACACUUCAGUGGGAGAUGGAGGAGCAGCGGCGGGAACUCCAGAAACAAAUAAGUGAAGCAAAGGAGAAAAGCUCCCAAAGUUCUGAGGCUGAACGCUGGAAGAAACAGUUUGAGGAGCUGUUUACUAAAGUCAAGCCCUUCCAGGAACAGCUCAAUGCAUUCGCCGCAGAGCGAAACGCACUCCUCAAUGAAAACGGAGCAAACCAGGAAGAGUUAAACAAGCUGUCAGACGCUUAUGCUCGUCUGCUGGGCCACCAGAACCAGAAGCAGAAGAUCAAACAUGUGAUGAAGCUAAAAGAUGAGAACAUCUCCUUAAAACAGGAGAUGGCGAAGCUGCGGACCCAGCUGAGCCGACAGAAGGUCGAUCUGGAGCAGCUGAAGUCAAAACUUCCUGAAGCCCCUCAUCGCAGGUUUGAUACCAGCAGAGCUUUCCAACACGACAAGGAGAACAGGAAAAGUGAAACAACUGAACCUCUCAAAGAAGGAAAUCAUUAUGUGUAAUGGAGCUGCUCUACCAGACAAGAACUCACAUCUAAUUGGCUGCCAACUUGAAUUUUUAUGGCGUGGUCUUUUGAAUACUUAUCAACAUUGUCUUUGUGCUCUUUUAUCUGCAUUUGUGCUGAAUUACUAGGUCACUUUUAUCCUUCAGAGUAUGAGGUUUUACACUGUUGUAAGGUUGAGUAUAAAUAUUUAGAGCAGUGUAUGUGCUUGUCUGUGUGUACAGGUUUUUAAAAAAUAAUGAGGACAUUAACAACUGCAAGUCUUAGCACUCACAAUCUAGAAGCAUAGUCAGCAUUAAAAUGUGUUUCUUGUAGUUUUAAUGUGUUUUAAUUGUAUCUGUGUAACUGUCUUUGCAACCAUUUCAUGUGUGGUAGCACUCUGUGAAUCUUUCUUUGUAAAUAAAGACAGAUUUUAACAUUUUUUAAACAAAA